Molecule: messenger RNA, 18306 nt
Organism: Vespula pensylvanica (western yellowjacket)
Lineage: Eukaryota; Metazoa; Arthropoda; Insecta; Hymenoptera; Vespidae
Product: histone-lysine N-methyltransferase 2C-like
Exons: 35
Coding region: 283-18165 (5960 amino acids)
Biological process (GO): positive regulation of transcription by RNA polymerase II
Cellular component (GO): MLL3/4 complex; nucleus
Molecular function (GO): transcription coactivator activity; histone H3K4 methyltransferase activity; histone binding
Source: RefSeq, a predicted model, not a curated record
CCGUCCAGAGGACGCCAUUAUACACGUGUUAUAACGGGUGGACAGUCUGAUUCCGUUAGCACAUCCGGACUCCGUGACUUUAGCCCUUCGAACCGUCGUGUACUCUUCCGUUCGAGCAGCUUGUGACAUUUUUUUCUGUUGCUACAAGAUGUUUACUUGCAUUGACCGUGCGUAUUUUGAUGAAGAUCCGGACAAUUCCACGUGUAAAAUCGCCAUGAAUCUGAGAAGGAGGCAACAGUAACUGGAAGGUACCCAUAGCACUUUGACUCCUGUAAAGGUGUCAUGGACGAUGAAGAGCGCCUUGAAGGCGAGGAGGAAAUGGAGCUGGAUGAUGCCUCUGAUGGUGAAGAUGAAGACGAAGAGACUACAGGAAUUCCUGCUUCACCAGCAAAUUCAGAUCAAUUGCUGGGUCCAGCUCCUUCCCUUGGUAACCUUACUCCUGAAGAAGCAUUUCCUGACCCUUUGCGAUACCAAAAGUUUCCACUGCCUGGUGGCAAGCCACUAAGUAUAAGGCGUGGCCCAGGAAGACCAAGGAAAGAACGUCCAUACGGUAUCACCCGUGGUGGAGGUACUAGAAGAUCUUUUGGUAGAGGUACAACAAGGGGUAAAGGGCUUGGGUAUAUGAGAGGUAUGCCACGUAGGACAAAAAGUAAAGAUGAUGAUACCCAUUCCGAAUCUCCAAGUCCUCUUCGUAUCGGUGAAGACAGCACACCUGACGGGGAAGGAUUGAAUACAGAAAGAUCUAUGCCUGCUCCAGAGGAACCACCAUACUUCCCAGAACAAUGGCCAGGAAAAGUUUGUGCUCUAUGCAAUUUGAGUGAACGAAGUCAGUUGGGUCAAGGCGAAUUACUAAGAUUAUCAUGCCCUGAAGGUUUCACUCCUGAAAAAAAUAUAAAUCGGGAAGAAACGACUGAACAACUCAUGGAUGUUUCUGCUGGUGAUAAAAGUCCCCGUGCAGUAGGUCCAGGUGCUGUUACCUGUCGCAGGCAAAAGAGUUUGGCUAAGUGCAGAAAUACUAGUCUUACCAACUUUACGGAACCAGUAGAGGAAUUAACUAUAGUUGGAUUUUUGGAAGAGCCAGAAAUAGGAAUAUUAUUUGAACAAACAGGGCAUUAUUAUGUUCAUCAGUCUUGCGCGAUCUGGUCGAGUAACAACCAAGAUCUCGCAACUGAUCUCAUCAGCCCUGCAAUAGUGCAAGCUUCAUCUCGGCGGUGUGCUUAUUGUUCUCAUUAUGGAGCUGGAAUUGCUUGUAAAGUGGCAUCGUGCAAUCGUUAUUUUCAUUUACCAUGUGCUGCAGCUUCAAGUUGUUUCCAAGAUACAAAAACUUUAUCACUUUUUUGUAGCCAACAUUUGGGACAAGUUCCAUUAUUGUUAAACGGUGAUGUCACUUGUAUGCAGUGUUUUGGAAUGGGAGAUGUUUCUAACUUAGUAAUGUGCUCUAUAUGUGGACAACAUUAUCAUGGUAGUUGUGUUGGUUUAGCACUUCUACCAGGAGUACGUGCUGGUUGGCAAUGUGUAACCUGUCGUGUGUGUCAGGUUUGUCGUCAACCAGAAGAUGUUUCGAAAGUAAUGUUAUGUGAGAGGUGCGAUAAAGCGUAUCAUCCUGGUUGUUUACGACCUAUCGUUACAUCAAUACCUAAAUAUGGUUGGAAGUGUAAAUGCUGUAGAGUAUGUACGGAUUGUGGCUCGCGUACACCCGGCGCAGGAUUAUCAUCGCGUUGGCAUUCUCAUUAUACUGUUUGUGACUCGUGUUACCAACAAAGGAACAAGGGUUUUUCUUGUCCACUUUGCAGAAAAGCAUAUCGAGCAGCUGCAUAUAGAGAAAUGGUACAGUGCAGUGCGUGUAAAAAAUUUGUUCAUGGUACCUGUGAUCCAGAGGCUGACCCAUUGACUUAUCAGCAUCGCAAGGAAGCCAAACCUGAUUAUGAAUAUGUUUGUCUUCAUUGUAAAAAUAUGGCUAUUGUAAAAAGAAAAGACAAUGUUGAUGAUUAUACAGGUGACUUUAGCCUCAGCGCAUCGCAAGAGAGCUUGUAUGGAGAUGGAGAUUCGUCCGAGGUCGAUUAUCAAGGAAGUUCGGAAGAGGCAUUAUAUUCCAUUGGUCUUGGAAAAGGAAAACCCUUCUGUGCGUCUAAAAUUGCUAAAAAGAGAUUAGGCCUAGGAGGAGCCAUGAUAGGUCGACCGAAAGGCGUGGGUAAACUGGGCUAUCAAAAACGUCAGAAGAUGAAUGAAUUUGGCAGAAAAAGAGGUCCCAAAGCCAAGAUGAGAGGUAUUUUUGGAGUACCAGGGGUAGGAUUGCAGAGACCAAGUUCAGAUUCUUUUUCGAAAGAAGAUGAGCCAGGCGUAGAAAACAGAUUAGUAUUAUGCUCUGCAAAAGAUAAAUUUGUAUUAACUCAAGAUAUUUGCGUUAUGUGUGGUGCGAUAGGAACUGAUCAGGAAGGAUGUUUAAUUGCUUGUGCACAAUGUGGACAAUGCUACCAUCCUUACUGUGCUAAUGUUAAAGUUACUAAGGUAAUAUUACAAAAAGGUUGGCGGUGCCUUGAUUGUACAGUAUGCGAAGGUUGCGGUGAAAGAAAUGACGAAGGUCGCUUAAUAUUAUGCGAUGAUUGUGAUAUCAGUUAUCAUAUCUAUUGUAUGGAUCCACCGUUAGAUUACGUGCCUCAUGGAACAUGGAAAUGUAAGUGGUGUGCACAGUGCCAAACAUGUGGUUCAAAUGAUCCAGGAUUUAACAGCAGCUGGCAAAAAAAUUAUACUCAAUGUGGUCCAUGCGCUUCUCAUACUGCAUGCAUAUCUUGUCAAGAAGCAUAUAACGAGGGCGAUCUCAUAAUACAGUGCAUUCAGUGUGAGAGAUGGUUACAUUGUGCAUGCGAUUCCAUUAAAUCGGAAGCAGAUGCAGAAAAAUGUGCCGAGGAAGGAUAUAUUUGUAUACUUUGUCGUCCGAGAGACAUACUCCCGCCACAUCUUUUGUGUAACCAAUCUAAGCUCCAACCAAACAAAUAUUCUCGUUCGCCACCUCCAACUGUGCGAAGCCCUGAAUUAUACAAACCGUCUUCUCAACAGUAUUUAGUAGAUGGUGUAUAUUUAUCCGAGGCUGGUAUGAAUCACAUUAAAUCUUUAACAUCGGAACAUCAACAAACGAGGAAAAAAAGAAGAAAAAUGCUUCCCCUGAUAGAUAAAGAGGCAGACAUUAUGGCCACGAUAGAAUCUGUUGUGGCUGGUGGUAGUUUAGACAAUUCGUUAGAAGAUAAUGGAAAAUUGGAUCUAGUAGAUGUUAAAGACGAACCUACUGAGGUACUUAAAGAAGGUAUGGUAUGGACGCCACGUGGAGAUCAGCCGCCACCGGAAGGAUUCAGUAUUUAUACGACUGAAAAUGGCAUACCAGUUUUAAGACGCAAACGCCAGCGUAACUUACAAAAGCUUGGCAUUGGUGGAUUCAUUGUCAGAAUAAGAGGUACUCGUAAGGAUAAAGAGGAGGAAGGGGAUCCAGAAAAAAUAGCAGAUUCAGUAAUGGGAAUGGCAGAUGACAAACCACGUAGAAAACCACAGAGGCGAAAACCAAAGACAAAAUUAUCCGAAUGUUUUCCACUCUAUAUGCAAGAAGCAUUCUUUGGCAAAGACCUUAUGGAUACUACCAAAGAUAAAGAUCUUGAAAGUAGUAGCGAGUCCGAUGGUGAACGCAACGUUUCUGCUAAUGCAGAUACUAUUCAAUUAUCGCAAGAUGAAUUGAAGGCAAUGGAACAAGUUAAAGCUAAGCAAGAAAAAGAGGAAGAUAAAUUGCCGGUAGAACAGCCAAUAAAACGAGAAGAAAUGAUGGAUGACGAUGGCAGCGAUACCGAAGCACUUGGUGAUAUAUUACCAAUUUCUGGUGACAUACUUGAUAGUGAACUUGUAAAUACUAUUAUGAAUGAACCAGAUGAAGAAUUAGCUAAAGCUAGCGAAGCUUUAGAUGAAUUAGAUGAUACGCAAGGUACUUCUAAGGAUGAAUUAACAGACAUUCUUAGUCCACAUUUUAAUUUGGAAUCAAUGGUCAGAGAUAUUGGUUUACCCAAUAUGGAUAGUAAAGAUAUCGAAGAAAUAUUCAAAGGAGUUCUUACGGAUGAAUCGCAAGAAUCGCAAGAAUCAUCGGUGUUUUCUGUUCAAGCUCAACCUCCACAUCCAUCAUCUUCCACGACACCUCUUGUUUCACCUUCACCACAUCCUGGUAUGCAAACAGCUUUACCUCUUGCAAGACCGCAAGUACCUGGUACAUUACCUCCAGUUGGGCAAUCAAAUUUAAAUUCUCCUAUGAGUUUUCCACCACCAUCCCCGUAUCAUUCGGAAUAUAGCAAUAGUCCACAAUUUAGUCCAGCAUUCUCAGAACCACCGAGUCCUUGGGUAAAUCCUGAAGACGAAGGAAGUGCUCCAGUGAGUGGUGCCGCGAUAUCUUACAACCAAAGAAGUAAUCUUAAAAUGGAGGCUGAUGAAGCAUUAGGUACUGGAGCAACAAUAUCUUCAGUACUUUAUGCUAAUAUUAAUCAUCCAGAAUGGAAAACGGAAUAUCCAGCUUGGUCUGAAAGGUGUAAACAAAUUUUAAAAAAGUGGCGUGCUCUACCUAACGAAAAGAAAGCUCCUUAUCUAACUCAAGCACGAGAUAACAGAGCAGCAAUUCGUAUGAAGAAAACGCAACAGAUAUCCAAGGAAAUACCAAGCACGACCCCAGUCACUGCAUCAAGCGCACCUACCAUCAUCACCAAACCUGUCACUGCUAUGACAUCAGCUCAAGUUUCUCCAGUAGUAGCUAUGGCCUCCAACCAAAGGCAAAUUGGACUUUUGACUUCAGUGAGCAGUGAAAAGCCGCAAGAAAAGAGUGGAAUGUCCGUAUCUGCAACAGGAGUGACGGUGCCAACAGCUAGCAGUAAUCAUCAUGCGGAGGUGUGUGCGGUGCAGGGACCGCCGAAGCAGCUAACAUCUAUUUCCCCAAGUCCUUCGCCAACUUCCACAACCCCGUCUUCUUCACCCAGACCCAGUUCUGUCAAUUCUAUCAGUUCCAUUAACAGCCUGGCGCACCAAGAGAUUACGGGUGGCCAGGCUAGAGUAGCUCAGUCGCCAGCCACGCCUUGCACAUCAGCAACUGCUUCUUCUUACUGCAACACGGGCGCCGGUGAAGGGCAGCAUCAAACGUCACCAUCCCAACAACGUCCUACACCUUCUCAUAUUACGAUCAGUACCAGUACUGUCUCUAACAGUCUGGCUAUUCCUCAGGCAUCCCCCACUGCUAACGUGAUGGUGGGGGCAGCUCCUGCCCGCCAAUUAUCCUCGGUAGACCACCAGAUUAGAGUGCUCACCCCAUCUGAAAUCAUGCGCACCCUCCCCUCCUUGAGCCAGGAGCACUACGAUCCGCCACCCACUGCAAUUAUUCACACUGUACCUGUACAGACCCCGGCUAUGGAACAAGAAAGACUUUCCAACAGAGACCGUUCUAGUAGAGAAGCAGAACAGGAACGUCAGUGGAAACAACUGCAAGCUCUACGUCAGCAACAAGCACAGAUUCAACAACAAGUAAUUCAAGAACAACGUGUACAUGCUAUAGCCAGAGUGCAUAGACAAAUAAACGAAGAUAACACAUCACAAUUAAAUACUGAUAAUCCAACAGGAUUAACAACACAACUUCAAGUUUCAACAUCACAGGAGGGAAAUCAUUUAGGACCACUUGCAUCCCCAUCCCCCGGAUCACGUGGUACCUUUGCAACACCUCCAGUUAAAGUAACAAGAGGGGUAGCUCCACCAAGUCCUCAUCAAGGUAUACCGCCUCGUGCUCAACCUUGUGCAACGGUUACACGUCCAGUUGGAACCGUGGUCAGGCCAGGCAUGCCAAACAAUUUCACACAACCACCUUCUCCAUUCUCACCUCAAGCUCCUCAAUCUCCCCAUGAUUUUCCUCAGUCUCCUGCAUCCUCUCAGUCUCAAGAUCAUUUUCAACGCUUCGACACAAACGAAGCUUUCUCUCAGGCUUCCCAAACACCUAGGUCACAAAUAUCUGGUACACCUUCAUAUUCUACAUCACCAAGAAAUGAAGUGUUCUCACAACCACCAGGUACACCAAGACCAAUGUUUAAUCCACCCACACCACGACCCACUACUCAUGUAUAUGCUCCAUCUCGUACUCCUGAUCCCUAUAGUAAUCAACCACCAACACCAUCACCUGUUCCAAAUUACCCCUCACCAAGAUCAGAAUCUCGGCAAGAAUCGCAACAGCAAGAAGUAUUCAAUCAACAGCCAGAAGUUAACAGGCAAUUGCGCGAUCUUCUCCAAAGGCAACAAUUUAAUAAGAAAAUUGAAUCUGUUAAUGCUUCUUGGAAUCCAGAUGGACAAAAUAAUUCUGAUGGAAAUCAGGGACAAUUUGAAACAGGUCAUGUGCAGCUUCCGCAACAUUCUCAAUCCAAUAACAAUACUGGAGAAGGUACAUUUAGGCAUCCACUUCCACCAAGUGUCGUAAGACCACGGAUGCCACUUCAACCAAAUGUUUUAAUAAGGAAUUCAAUAGGAAUAACUUCGAGACAUCCUGUAAACAUGGAUGCGAGACUUCAAGCUAUUGAUUCACGCGCUAGAAUGUUAUUACAGCGACCACAGGUUAAUGCAAGUAUUCCACAACAGCAUUUUCAAGGUACGCAACCUUUACAAACUCGGAUGCCAACCGCUAGAAAUACACUUCCAGAAUCUUAUGACGUACUACAGCAACAAAGAUUUCCAGAACCAAGUCAAGGACAAGCUCUUGGACAGCGUAUGGUACGACCAGGUCAAGAUAAUUUAACUCAAGGAAUGCGUAUGCUAGGAACGCAAGGAUUGGUUAGACCAACUCUUAUGCAAUCGACUGUUAAUGAAACUACUAGCACUCCGGAAGCGUCAGAAAUUCCAUACAAUGUAACUGCCGAACUUGAGAAAUUAGAACAAGAGGAAGGAGCACCAAUGGUCGAGGUCGAGGGCGUGAGUGCAAUAUUAGGUGAUUUAGGUGACGACGAUGAUGAACUCCUUGCUGAAAUGGGUGCAGAUUUUAAUAUUUUGGAAUAUGCAGAUCCCGAAUUAAAUAAUAUAACUGGAGGUGAUAAAACUAAUAUUCUCGACUUAGAAUUGGAACAAGUUGAGGUAGAAACGAAAGAAGAAAAGCAAAAGAAGGAGUCUAAAGAAGAAGAGCACAAAUCGGAAGAUUUAGCUGGAACAGGUAGAGUACUCACUGGUAUCAGCGAAAAAUGUACAGUGAGCACUGUACAAACAUCGACUGAUACAACUACUGUACCGACACAAGUACAAGCAAUGACAUCUUUAAGUGCAACUCCACAAGCACCUCAACAACAAUCGGCAAUUUUACCACAAUCGCAUCCUCAAGCUGUUGUUGUACAACAACAAAUGCAUCAGCAUGUACAACAAGCAGCGGCAAUGGGACGACCUAUGCCUCCAGGAACUCGAAUAUUAUCUCCUGAUGGAGCUGUUGGUGUCGUUACAUCGACCAAUACAGUUACCGUCAGCUAUCCUUCCACAUUUCCUGGACAUCCUCAAAGAGUACCACAAACACAUAUACAAGUUGCUCAACAACAACGUCUUGGUAUGAGGGUUGCUGGAGUCCAAAAUGUGGCUGGUCGCGUAGUAACAGUGAACCAUAUGAUCGGACCACGUUUGCCACUUGCACCUCCACCACCGCCGCCCCCUCCACCACCACCGUACCCUGGACCACCACCACCAUACCCUGGUCCUAUACAGAUGGGGCUGUGCCCAGGUGGGCGGGGCUUGACGCGGCCCCCAGUUCAUAUAGGGCACGCAGUGCCAGUGGCUGGUCCACCAAUGGCCCCAGUGGUUCAUUCUGGUGCGCCUGCAAUGGCACCUCACCCUCAUCGAAGACCCUUGCUUCUGCAGUCAUGUUCACAGGAGCAACCGUUGCUAUUAGAGGAUCUUCUGGAACAAGAGAAACGAGAGCAAGAAAAGCAACAACAACAACAACAGCAGCAACAACAACAACAAGUUGACAAUACAACUCCUAGUGGAACUCUUUUAAGUGAUAGUGAUUUCGAGAGACUGAGAGCAGACGUUUUAGGCUCUGCUCCGUUAGCAUCCCCUCCUCAAGGAAUGGUACCAGUGCCUGGUGGAAUUCCUGUUAUUAGACCACCAUGUACACCAAGACCACCAUCUGCACCAGGAAAAAAUUGGCCGCAAGCAGUUCCAGACGCGGCAAAGCUUGCAGUUCAAGUACCCAGACAACCAAUCGCAACGCAAACACCACCUGAACCAAGAGUAGCUACAUUCAAUAUACCUCAAAUACCAGCACCACCGACUCCACCAGAAAACAUAGUAAACGAACAAGAUCGUCAAAUGCAACUCCAAUACGAACAGUGGUUAAAUCACCAACAUCAAGUAUUAACACAACAAUUAAAAUAUUAUGAAACGGAAGUUCAAAAGCUGCGCAAAGUAAGAAAAUCUCUUAAUAGCAAACAACGACAACUUCGGAAAUCAGGAAAUGAAUUAACCGAAAACGAUGCUGCCGAACUUCAAAGAAUUUCGAGUGAGCAAGCAAUAUUGCAGAAACAUUUAGAUGCUAGCCGAAAGCAAACGAGACAACAUGGAAUGUUAAUACAAGAAUAUAAUACUAAACAACAACAAAAACAAUCCCAACCGCAGAACAGUGAACCUUGUUCACCGCUGAUGUCUCCUUCCCAACAUUCACCGAUGCAUAGUCCAGCUGCACUUGUUUCUCAAAGUCCAGGCCCUGGAAGUGUUUCUGCAAAUAUGAUACAACAUUCACCAGCUACGCCGAUCAUACAACAUAGUCCUAAUCCACCAUUGUUGCAACACAGUCCAGGUAAUCCACAAACAGCAAAUCCAGGAACGAUGUCUCCUCAUAAUAUGCAACAAUCUCCAAGGAUAGGGACGCCUCAUUCGCAAGGCGAAGAGAGUCCUUUCAGUCCAGGUGCUAUGUCGUCACCAGGAAUCUGUGGCCCAUCAGCUACUAGAAUGACUUCGCCGCAACAUCGCGCGGUAAUAACAGGACGACAUGCUACGAGUCCAGGUUCUUUUACAACGGAAGCACGAAACACCCAACAAAUUAUUGGAGAUCAAGGAGUUAGAGUUCAUGCACUUUCUCAAAGAUUCGUUCGUCCGCCGGUAAUAGGAGAACCUGGACAAAGACCAAGAAUGCAAUUACAAGGAGGAAUAGUGUAUGGUCAACGUUCUCCACUUGGAAGUCCUCAACCCAAUCAACAAUCAUUGAUGACUCAACAACAGCAUCAACAAAUGUUACAACGACAGCAAAUUAUGCAGCAACAGCAGCAACAACAACAACAACAACAACAGCAGCAGCAACACGAUACAAAUAACGUUACUCAAGACGGGCAAAAUACUAUAAGUCAACGUACUUUACAAAUGGCACAACAAAGGCAACAAAUAUUGCAGCAACAACAAAGGCAACAACAAUUUCUACAAAUGCAACAACAACAACAACAACAACAACAACAACAACAUGGAGCUACGAUGCAAAAACCUCCAAAUUCUCCUAUGGUAUCUCAGCCUGCAAAUUCACCAAGUCCACAGCUCCAUCAACAAAUAUCGCAAAAUUAUGGACAACCACCGAGCUCACCAAUGCCACGUAGUCCUAUGGUACAACAAACGAUGGGUUCACCUAUGCUUCAACAACAAUUAAGUCAGACUUCUCAACCACCGAGUCCAAUGAAUACAAGAAUGCAUACGCAUCCCCCCACUUCUCCAAUGGUUUCUCAAUGUCAACCACCUAGCCCCAUGGCUCGUAAUCAUCCGUCAACGUCACCAAUGUUACAACAUCAGCUUAAUAAUUCACAUCAUCCACCACCAUCACAAACACCAAAUUCUCCAAUGCCACGUAGUCCAAUGGUUGGUGGUUCUCCAAUGCAAAUGCAAAGACGACAAUCUACUGGCAAUAGUCCAGCGAUGCCCGAUAGACCACAAAGUGUUGAAAAUCCGGGAACGCCAAGAACACCACAUACUCCUCAUACACCACAUGCAGUUUAUGCCCCUCAAAAUUCAGGUAACGCAGUAAUAUCGAAUGAUCAACAACAACAACAGCAGCAGCAGCAACAACAACAACAACAACAACUUUCUCAACAUCAGCAUCAACAACCAGUAUCACAGCCGGAACAAACAUCUGUAGAUCAUACAAAUAGAGGAGGUGGAAAUCCACACAAUCCAAUAAAUCCAUUACCAUUCAUACCUAACUUUGGAAGAUAUGGAUUUUUUAAGCUUGGUCUAAGAGGUGGUUCCCCAAUGUGGUCAACAAAAGCAGAAUCUAGUAAGGGUAAAACUGCAGAGUCUCAUCUGUUGAAUAUGGAUGAAAAACCUAAUACAUCAGUUGUACAUAGAAAAACAGGUAUACCACCGUCAAAAAUUAAUUCUUUAGUUUGCGCGGAUUAUAAUGAUUUCGACGAUGAUUCUCAUACGCCACCUCAAACGCCUCCAACAUCUACAGAAUCAAAACAGACGUCUUCGUUACCUGAUAAUGGUCCAUUACAGUUAGGAAGCCCAAGUGAUAAACUUGAACCUAUACCUGAUACUACUGAUUACGACGAUGAUAAGACGAUAGUUAACACCGAGGUAACAUUAAGUUCAACGGCCCAACGAGAUAAUGACGACAUUACUGUCAUAGAACAAUUUGGAGAUACAGAGUUAGUAGAUGUUAUAUCAGGUACACUUGACGGAGACAUGCAAGAAGAAUAUGUGCUUUUUGAGCCUGGGAUGGUUGUAGAUUUAUCUGCUGAUAGUAACGACUCUCUCUGUCAUGCACUUGUUAAUGAUGGUAGUCAAGGACAUGACUUGGUACAAAUUUUGGAAAUUGAAAAUCCGGAAUCUCAAACUGAUGAACCUAUAUUAAGCGAUGAAGAUCUUGUGCCUUCGCAUACAAGAAAUAAAAAAGGCUUAAGACUGGAUAUCGUAAGAACGCUUCAGUCUGGAAAAAGGUUGUUGGCAGUAACAGAUACACCAGAGUCACCUGAUCAAGACGAAUUACGUGUAGACCCAUCACCUGGACCAUAUAUGGAUCAUUCACCGGAUCAAGAUCUUAUGGUAUCUUUGGAUAGUGAAUCAGAAGUUGUUAUUAUUGAUCCUAGUACGAAAUCACCUGAAGAUAAUUUCUCUAAAGAAUCUUGCGAGGAAGAAAACGAUAAAAUAGAUACUACAAACAAUUUAGAUGUACCUAAAGAAAAUAUUAUAAAGGAAUCUUCAAAUGAGGAUCAAUCAGAAUCUCAAAAAGAAACUAAACAAACAAAAAGCCCAACGGCAUUUACGUUUCCAGAAAGUGUAUCGUACAGUCAAAUUCCGCCUUCCAGUUUACAACAGACAAAUAUUGGCUUACCUGUUAGCUGUUUAUCUACAAUUAUGUUUACAACGACUAGUACGACAACCGAAACAAAUGCCAUAACAGUAUCGUCAACGAUAUUAACAUCGGAUACAACUGCUAAAUCAUCUGCAACAUUUCCGACUGUAUGCGUGACAAAGGAACAAGUAACAAGUGCGCCAAAUUCUCAAAGACAAACUACUUUAUCGUCAAAUAUGGCAAGUAUUGUAGCAGAUGCUAAAAUAGCAGCUAAACUUAGCCAAACGGUUUUAGAAAAUAUAGCAGUUACUUCGCAGCAAGCCACACCUGAAACUAAGACACUACCGAAAGUAACUUCAUCCAAUACAGAAACGUCAACAGCAUAUAUUGUAACAACAGAAAAAGUAUCAACGCCUAACACGCAGUUUGAAUAUACAAGUUUUGUACAGAAUGUGAGCGUGAAUACAACAGAAGCAACAAGUAAUCCUACGAAAUUAGUAUUAAGUGUUCAGCCUACAUCAGUUACUUUAUCAACACCAAAAAUGUCAAUACCUGAUCUACCUAAAAAAGAUAUUGUCGCAGUUACUUCAAAAGAGGAUAAAAAUGAAUAUACUGGGAAUACUGGAAAAGAAAAUAAUGAAAGAGAUGAAACGGAUAAUGCAGAAAAGAAUCAAGAAAAAGAUAAUCUUGUUUCAAAAGUAGAUACUAAUUCAGCCGCAAUUCCAGAUACAAUAGUAUCGGAUGAUAAGAAAAAUGAUCCAUUAAAUACAACAGAUGAAUUAGAAAGUAUGUUAGAAGCUAUUCAUAAUCCUGCUGAAAAUAAUAUGACUGGGAAGAAGAAUGUACAUCCGGAUGAAAAAUCAAAUGUCUCCACAUUGAAAAGAAUGUCGCCUGUUGCUGAUGAUUUGUCUCUUGUAAAUAUUUUAGAAAAUGACGCUGAACCAGCUGUUGAAAAUGACAAUAAACAAGAUGGGACAGACACAGAAGUAUCAAAAGUAGAUAAAACUAAGGAGGUAGUAAAGCAAGCUAUUAGCGAAACAAGCAACGCGGAUACCGGCACGAAUCAAAUUAUAAGCGAUAUCAAUCAAGAAGAACAUAAAGAGAAUAAGGACAAUGUAUCUUGUACAGAAAUAGAAUCUAACAAACCAUAUUUACAGCAUUGUCUGAACGAAGAAAGAAAUUUAAUGGAAGAGUCAUCAGAUGAUAUAUUAGAUAUGCUUCACAAUAUAAUAUCUUCUAAACCAGAGAUGGCAAAUACCGAUAUUCUUCAUGAAGAUAGAUCUAGAAAAUCGAGUCUUAUAUAUCAGUUACCAACACCAUUGGAUACAUUGCCUCUUAAUAUUUUACAAGACUCAUUGAUGGACUUGGAGCAAGAAAAUUUGGAAAAUGAACAUCUUCUAUCUUCGGAAAAUAAAAUGUCGCCUAAACCUCAAAAAACAAGUCCAUCGCCUACAGGAUCUAUACCUAAGAAAAGUCCACCGCAUCACACUGUCCCAUUAGUCGUGAGCACGGUAGCUCAAUUACAAAAAUCUACAACUACGGUACCUCAUCUUUCUCCUUUAUCCAAGCCUACAGAGCUUACAUCAAACGUGGCCAACGUAUCGCAUCAGUUGAGAACAUUACUUUCUUCUUUACAAACAAAUCAUUCUCAAAACUGUACAACCAGUCAACAACCUACUAUCGUUACUAUGGUAUCUUCGGUCGUUUCAGCGCCGAAAGUAGGAACGAUCUUAUCCACGAGUACAUCUUCCUCGAAUUCUGUUAAUAAUACGCAGCCUAAUUCGAACCUUCGUUUGCAGACAUGCAUGACCUCGUCUCUUCAUGCAAAUACAAAUAAAACAGAUAUUGAAUGUACCACUACUACAUACACUUCACAGGGUAAAGAAAGUACAAACUCUACAGUCAGCGUUAUUUCAAGUCAUUGUAAAGUAACAACUUCUGAACAAUUUCUACGAGUAACUUCAAGUGGAAUUCAAUCCCAAUCAACAAAUUGUCUUACAUCACAAACAUCUUCUGUAAUAACUCCUAGACAACCGACUAAUACUGGUAUAUCUAUUACCUCAAAUGCAAUGUUAAAUGCUAUGUUAGCUGGUACAAAUUCAGCAAAGCCAACGAUCGCUGGACACAGAGCAAAUACUGUCCCUACGCAGGCCAGUAAUUUAUUAAGUUCAGUUAUGCCACCAUCGUCCGUACAAAGAACGCAAAAUCUGCAAGCGAUAUUGCAAGUAAGCUCAAACAGUUCGUCGAUACCUUCUCGCAUUGCCGCUAAUUCUACCUCGACGGCGAUAAGUACAUCUAUGCAAUGUGUAAGAACCAUUGUACCACCUACAGUAACAUCUAGUACAAGUAACGUUAGCGUCACUACCAGUAUAUUACAAUCCACAUUGUCUCAAACUUCAACACUCUUACAAGCUCAACAUAGUUCUGGGCAAUCUCAAUAUAAAACUGCAGGUCUCUUACCUAUUGACAAUAAAAAUAAUGAACUAGAGGGAUUAAGUCAGAGUUCUGCUGGGAAGAAAGAACAAGAUGAGACAAGUUCUAAAAUGCAAACGAGUAUUGACAAAACAGUUACGACAAGAAACGAAUUAGAAAUUGGUAAAGGUAGCUUAACAACAAACUCUCACAGAAUGGAGGAAUCUCAGAAUGUAUUGUUGAAACAAUUAUUGCAAAAUACGGCAUGUGCGACAACAACAUUGCCAGUUAGUAGCUCGCAAGGACCAAGUCUGCCUUUAGUACCAUCAUUGGAAGCACAAUUGGCAAGGCCAGUUCCACCUACUCCAUCCUUCCUAUUACCACCUAUGCUAAAUGAAACACCAACUACCAAAUCUCCUGCUAAUAAACAAGUUCUUACUAGGGAGACUUCGUUUCUGUCGCAUUCGGUCACUCCUCUUAAAGUCCAAAGUCCACCGACGAAAGAAGAACCUCCGAAGCCGCCACCGCCGCCGCCACCACCACCCCCACCACCGUUAGCAACAUCUACACCGACUCUCACGCAACAACGAUCCGUUGAUACAAUGGUAAAGCAACAAACGACAAACCAGACAUCAAAAACUGUGUCUACAACUACACAGGCAAAUCAACAACCCACAGUUGCUCCAGCUGUGAAACAAGUAGCACCAGUGUCAGCAAAAAAUUGCGAAGCGAUGUCUUCUUUGCAACAGGAUACUAAUACUAGCCAAACUCAGAUAAAAACAUCGAAUGAUCCUGCUAUCACAAAUACUACUCAAGUUCAACAGCAACGUGCAUCAACGCCUAUGAUAGUUUCGAGAAUGGUUACACAAACGAAGCCCAUAGCUACGACUGUACCUGCAAAAAUUACGCAGGCUAUAUCACAAACUUCAAAUAACGUUCACGUUACACAACAAGCCCCAUCAGUUACACCCCCUCAGACUUUACAGUCUCAACCUCUAUUGCCAGUAACUCAAAAAUCUAUAGCUACAUCACAACAAUCUACACAUAUUAGUUCAGUACAGCCAUCAGUGCCUCAUACAGUGCCCCAUUCUAUGGGUCAUCAAUCACAGAUGUCACAGGGUGCAAAUGCACAACAUUCAGUGCCUUUAGUAGAAGUCAAAAAAGAGAUUCUCGAUGAAGUUCUGUCCAGUGGUACACCUACCCAGUUAACCGAUACCAAAGACUUUCUUACUGCCAAAGAGGAGCUUAUAGAUGGAUCUAUGGAUGAUAAAACUGAUCUCAAAAAGUUAAGAAGGCGUCAGUAUCAGCAAAAACGUAAACAGAGUCAAGGCAAGGACGCAACAGCGGUACCUCAAAAGAAACGAUGUAGAAAAGUAUCGCGAUUAGACGAAGAUUAUGACACGUUUAUUGAUAAUUUUAUGAUUCAAUUACGGCAACUUCAACCAAUGGCAGUGUUGGAACCUCUAUUAGGGAGAAAUUAUGGUGUUUGUCCUAUUUUUGGUUCAGGAGAAUUAUUAAAAAUCGUAAGCCAAAAAGAUUAUAAUACCAGAACUGGAGAUUUAAUUGGUUCAUAUGGUUCUGCUAAUAUACCUGGUGUCUCCGAUCAUUAUAAUACUCAACCUUUUGGUGAAUUAGAACCAUUACCUCCUCAACAACCUAUUUCUACACAGAGAGGAUUUUACGACCAGGAAUUUCCACCUCUUAAACUGGAUGAUUCUGAUGAAAAGAAAGAAAAUUCCUUGGUAACGAAUCGUGAUAUUGAUUCUCCUGAUACGAUAGUAAGUUCGUCAUCCCCAGAAUGCGUGAUACCAGAGUUCAUCCCUCGCUUCCCAGGAUUAAGAUUAAUCGAAGAAGAGUCAGACGAAGAAUCUGAUUGGUUGAAACGAGUAUCACCUGUUAUACCUUUAAUUUCUCCUAUACCAAUUAGACUUAAACCUACCUAUAUAAGAGAUACAACCAAACAAGAUAAAGAAAACUUAGGAAUUCCAAGGCUUGGAAAAUCUCCACCAACACCAUUAAGGGAGAACGGAAAUGUUACUGUUACCUUGACUUUGAACAGUCAGGCUGCAGAUGAUAUAAUGGGUGUACUUAAAGAUUUGGCAAAUAUACUAAACAUAGCUCCUCCAACUGGUUACCAGAUAGUAGAACGUACCACUACUCCUCCUAGUCAAAAAUUAGGACUUUACAGAACUAAAGGGAAAGAUGGCAAAGAAGGAGUUGGACCUGUUGAGAAAAGAAAUAAGCUAAACUUUUUAUUUAUAGCACCAAUUGACAUACAGAGUAUUUUGAAUGGUGCUGCCAAAUUCUGUCGUCAUUGUGAUGUUGUGAUAUUAAAUAGCUUAAUAAGAAAAAAAGUGUCAGAUUUACCAUUUUUGAGUAAGGAAGAAGCAGAACCCGGUGACGAAUUAUGUUUUUGUUCAGCAGCAUGUUACAUGCAGUUUGCUCUAAUGCACAGGACACCUACGAACACGCAAGAAAAAGCUGCGACAAUAGUAGAUCAUUUGUGUCAAAAGGUAGAUCCCAAAGUAAUAGAUGAUGAUUUUAAGAAGAUGCAAGAGAAAAAAUUUUCACUUAAGCAAUCUAUCGAUCACGUGGAAAGUAUGGAAGUCGAGCCUGAAAGUAAAUCGGAUGUUAGAAUCAAAAUUGAGGAGGAAUUCGAAAUGCACGAUAAUAAGGAAGACUUAUUGGAGGAAAAGCGACCAAAGAAGCAUGCUGCCCUCGAGGAACCGACUAAUGAAACGAGUGAACCACCUCCGCCUGCGAAAGUAUGGAGAGGUUUAAAAUAUAAAACUUGGACUAUGGGCGCGAUACAACCUGCAACUAAAUAUAAAAAACCCACUGACAAGGAAAUUACCGAUAUGCUUUUCCGUAUGGGUGUGACCGUGAUACCUGCAAAAGCAGAAGACAGCCGCCGAUGCAUGUUUUGCCAAAGCCAAGGAGAUGGUACUGCCGAUGGACCAGCUCGAUUACUUAAUUUCGAUGUUGACAAAUGGGUGCAUCUGAACUGUGCAUUGUGGUCCGAGGACGUGUACGAGACGGUAAACGGUGCAUUGAUGAACUUGGACACUGCUUUACAACAUAGCCUUGUACUAAAUUGUAUCGUUUGCGAGAAACCGGGGGCUACGGUGAAGUGUUUUAAAAUGCGUUGUACGAACGUUUAUCAUCUUGGUUGUGCGGUCAAAGAUGGUUGCGUAUUUUAUAAGAAUAAAAGCACUUACUGCUCGCAGCAUGUACAGAAAAAUGAGAAGGAUAACGAAUUGACAACCUUGUCCGUAUUUAGAAGAGUUUAUGUAAAUCGUGACGAGAAUAGACAAGUCGCAGCGGUGAUGCAUCACUCUGAGCAUAAUCAUCUACUCAGAGUAGGAAGUUUAAUUUUCUUAAGCGUCGGACAGUUACUUCCUCAUCAACUCGCUAAUUUCCACACGCCUAAUUACAUAUAUCCGGUCGGUUACAAAAUCGUACGAUUUUAUUGGAGCAUGAGAAGGCCCAACAAACGUUGCCGAUACGUAUGUUCUAUCCACGACGUUUCAGGACGACCCGAGUUCAGGGUAUUAGUACAGGAACCAUUGCAAGAAGAUGUCGAAUUACGUGAUGCUACGCCAAGAGCCGUUUGGAGUCGAAUCCUCGAGCCUCUUGCUGAACUUCGUAGGUCGACACACAGUGUCCAAUUAUUUCCACGUUACGUUUCUGGCGAAGAUCUUUUCGGGCUUACGGAACCAGCUGUAGUACGAGUUCUUGAAAGUUUACCUGGCAUCGAAACCCUAACAGAUUAUAGAUUCAAAUAUGGACGCAAUCCUUUAUUAGAAUUACCUUUAGCUAUUAACCCAACUGGCAGUGCAAGAACCGAAGCCCGAUUACGAAAUCAACUACCUUGGAAACGACCUCACACUCAACGAACUGGCUCUUCGGCUCGAGCUAAUUUUGUACCGACUGCCACGGUAGCUGGUGAAGUUGCUUGUCCAUAUUCGAAACAGUUCGUACAUUCGAAAAGUUCGCAGUAUAAGAAGAUGAAACAGGAGUGGCGAAAUAACGUUUACUUAGCACGUUCCAAGAUUCAAGGUCUUGGUUUGUACGCCGCGCGUGAUCUUGAAAAACAUACGAUGGUCAUCGAAUAUAUAGGGGAAAUUAUACGAACUGAAUUAGCUGAAACCAGAGAAAAGCAAUACGAGGCUAGGAAUCGUGGUAUUUAUAUGUUCCGAUUAGACGAGGAAAGGGUCGUUGAUGCAACCUUAUGCGGUGGACUUGCCCGAUAUAUUAAUCAUUCUUGCAAUCCCAAUUGUGUCGCUGAAAUUGUUGAAGUCGAGCGUGAUCUCAGAAUUAUCAUAUUUGCAAAACGAAGAAUCUCACGUGGUGAAGAGCUGGCAUACGAUUAUAAAUUUGAUAUCGAAGAUGACCAGCACAAGAUAGCAUGCGCAUGUGGUGCGCCUAACUGCCGCAAGUGGAUGAACUAAAAAAAUCAGUCCACUGUUGUUAUUGUUACUACGUUAUUGGGUAGGUUUUACAUGAAGAAAAAAUUAUAUAUGUAUAUGUAUAUAUACACAAACACACACACAUAUAUAUAUAAACAAAGCUGUUAUGUGUAUAUAUAUAUA